Messenger RNA from Rhagoletis zephyria (snowberry fruit fly), 2031 nucleotides. Its product is annotated as dynein assembly factor with WDR repeat domains 1. Gene Ontology annotation, molecular function: protein binding. Lineage: Eukaryota; Metazoa; Arthropoda; Insecta; Diptera; Tephritidae. The record is from RefSeq and is a predicted model, not a curated record.
AUAUUGGUACGUUUCACAUUGUAUAAUGUUACGUAUACGCCAUGGCUUCGUUUAAAUGUUGUAAUAAAACAUAUGGAAUUGUACAUAGCAACCAACGCACCUAUACGGCAUCCUACCAAAUUUAUUGAUCUAGCAAGGGAAGCAAAUUACAUGCAAUGUUAGAUACAGUUUAGUGCAGCUGCUCGGAGCUUCAAUACUUUUUUACAGAGGAUAUUUUAUUUUAUUUGCGAAAUACGUACAUAUACAAUAUAUGUAUGUACAUAUAUGCGUUCAACGCAUUGCAUUGCAUUUGCAUUAAAACGGACGAAUUCAAAGUGAAACAAGAAAUGAGUUUAAAGAAAAUCUACCUUCGUUAUUAUCCACCAGGUUUAGCUCUCAAUUGCUGUACUCCCGAUGGUCAAGAAAUGCUUUAUCACAUCGAUUUGCUGGAAUUAAAACCGAACAUACGAUUGGAAUAUGUUAUCAAAAGCAUUUCUAGCCAACUGAUAAACUCAGAACAAGCCUACGCAUCAGCACUCGAUUGCGCAACUAACACCAGCGGCAACCUUACUAAUAUAAUAGAAACAAAAUCCACUAAACCCAAGCCACUUCAAACUGCCAAUAGCAGCACAGCUGAGACGGUUUUUCUGCAACAAAUAAUUAACAAUUAUGUCGACCCCCUGCGGCAGGCAAUUACAAAAUUGCAACGAAAGUUGUUGGAACCCACACAGAAGAAAUUCUAUUUGCAUCGUCGUGUCGGCCACCUGUUGCCGCUGACUAACGUCUGCUUCGACAGGAGCGGUACGCGCUGCUUGACCGGCAGUUAUGAUCGUACCUGUCGCAUAAUUAACACAGACGACUCGGGCGAAGAGCAACUGUUAAAGGGGCAUGAUAAUGUUGUAUUCUCAGUUGCCUUCAACCAACCAAAAUGCGACAAAGUGGUCACUGGCUCUUUUGAUGGUACGGCCAGAGUAUGGCAUACUUCAAAUGGUCAAUCAGUAUGUACGCUGUACGGACACACUGCCGAACUGGUAAUGGCUGAAUUUGACCCCAUACAAUCGACCAUGGUAGCUACCGCUUCAAUGGAUGGCAGCGCGCGCUUAUUCGACAUAGAAACAGCCUUUGAGCUGCACGUCCUCAACCAUCAUGGUGCCGAAGUGAUAGCGAGUCGCUUUAGUCGCUGUGGCACUAUGCUGCUAACAGCUUCUUUCGAUGGCACUGCGGCCAUUUGGGAUAUACGACAGGGUUGCCUCAUCUCGCAAUUGCGUGGGCACACCGCUGAGCUUAGCAAUUGCAUAUGGAAUUUCGCUUGUAAUCGCAUUGCUACUUCUUCGCUGGACAGCACAGCGCCUUGGGAUAUCCGUAAGCUCGAUGUGCCACUUUAACAUACCGGACAUCGCGAGGAGGUGCUUGAUGUUUGCUUUGACUCUACUGGCUGCCGGUUGGCCACUUGUAGCAGUGAUUGUACAGCACGCGUGUGGAAUGUGCGUGGCGAAUUGGAGCAGCUAUCGGUUAUGGAGGGUCAUAAAGAUGAGGUUUCCAAGGUUUGUUUCAGUCCGCCAGGCGCUCUGCUAAUGACCGCCUCGGCUGAUCAUACGGCGCGCUUGUGGCUUACUGAGACAGGUCAAUGUUCGCAAGUCUUGAGUGGCCACGAUUCUGAAGUGUUUUCUUGCGCCUUCAGCUAUGCGGGUGAUAUAAUUGUAACGGCAUCUAAGGACAACACUUGCCGCUUAUGGAGAUGAUAUGACUGGUAUACGGUUGGAUUCAGUGAUAUGGAUUAAAGCGAAGUUAAGAUUAUCAGCAACAUAUGUACAUAUCUUAGUAGAGGGAGGCGCCUUUUUCUGUAGUAUUGCGUUAAUGUUUUAUAGCAGGGACCGAAAAUAAUGAUUAUUUCAAAAAUUUCGUUAUAUAUUCGAUAUAUAUAUAUAAAUUAUAUCUACGAAUUACAUUUCGAUUUUAAAUUAAUCGCUCAAAAAAACAUCAUAUAUCGAGUUAUAUCUUUUUGAUCAAAAAUAGAACUCAUUUUUGGAGUGUUAUUUUUUUGCUCUGAAG